Molecule: messenger RNA, 1323 nt
Organism: Geodia barretti
Lineage: Eukaryota; Metazoa; Porifera; Demospongiae; Tetractinellida; Geodiidae
Source: the annotation of a GenBank genome assembly
CAUGUGCACACACUUCAUAGAGACAGAGCAGCAAGCGAUGAGCAGAACAGCGUUGGAAAGGAGCGUGAGAGCACUGGCUCCACUUCUUUCAGAGGCUAGGAGACAGAGAAUAGCAGACGUGGUAAACAGCAGGACUGGCUCCCUUGCUGUUCUGCUGGAGAACGCCUGGGACGAGGGGAACCGCAAUGCCGUCCUGAGGAGCAUGGACGCAUUCGGAACCCACACUCUCCACUGCAUCAACUACGGGAAAGAGGGGAAAGCGACCAGUAGUAGUGGAGCGAGUGAGAUGCGAACAGAUGCCGGAGCAAGGAACUGGAUAGUCAGGAGAGACUGGAGCGAAGUAGAAACGUGCAUACGUCAACUACAAAGGGAGGGAUUCACGAUUGCCAGCACAACUCCCAAUUCCAACAAGACACUGCAAGAUGUUGAUUUCUCAAAGAGGCUGGUGAUUGCAUUUGGCAACGAGCACAUUGGAGUCUCGGAAGCCUUACUGGAAGCCUCAGACGUGAAAUUCUCUAUACCAAUGAUUGGUUUUGUUGAGAGUGUCAAUCUUUCAGUGUCUGUGGCAGUGACCCUCUACCAGGCAUUCUCACAGAGACUGGCCAGAUUGGGUAAUCAUGGUGAUCUCUCAGAGUCUGAAAAGCUGCAGCUGACACUGCACUACUAUAUGCAGAGCCUCGGGGUCCAACUAGCUCAAAACGUCAUCGACCGCUAUUCGAACAUUUGACACAAUCAUCACACAACAUCAUUCUAGUAUCAAACAACUUGUGGCAUUCAACACAUACAGAUAACAAUAGUAUAUAUAAUACACGACACCCUAAACUUGUCCAACUAUGAAAAUGUCUGUGUGUAUCUCAUAGCAUAGAUUUACUAACAACAGCAUACAGCUAAACCACACACCAACACACCGCAGAGUGUGUGCGGAUGGUGGUAAGCUUGAUGGGGCACACGCACACACAAUGUCUAGCUCUUAGUGGAUAACACCAGAGCCACGAUCAGUCCGUAGAGACCCAAAACUUCGGCAAAGAUGAGGAUGAGGAUCAUUCCCACAAAGAGCCUCGGUUGCUGCGCUGUUCCUCGAACACCUGCGUCGCCGACUAUCCCGAUGGCAAAUCCUGCAGCAAGGCCGCUGAAUCCUACAGACAGUCCAGCUCCUAGCUGAAGAAAUGACCUGUUUGUUGUGUAAUUGAGCAAGGACGAGAAAGAGAGAGAGAGAGAGAAGGGGGGCGGGGAACCAACCGUGAUUAGUGACGAAAGAGUGAGCACACACAUGAGCCAAGCAUAAGCAAAGAGAGAGAGAGAGAGAAGGCAUGAGAGGUAUAU